UUUUGCGCACGCACAAUGAUCUCAUUGUACAAGGACAUCAUGUUCUUUAUCCUGAGACAUGCAUCUGAUCAUCAUGAGAUACCGAGUUGCCUUCUAGACGCCAUACAGAUUUGAAAACUUAUCUCAGCUGACAUGUCAUACACACAACUUAUUGUACAAACAAUACAGACGUAGUCUUGUGUUGUUGUGUUUUGUUUUAACCUCUCUUCUGAUUAUGACAGAGGCCAAAACAGCCUUAGGAUGUUUUAGUACAGAGGCCUCAACCCGCCCCCACACUGUCUUUAUAAUUCUGUACGUUCUAACCACGCAGGCACUCGCACAAGACCGUGAAGUAUGUUGUGUUUGGAUUUCUUUCACUUUGGUGGGUUGAUGCUCUGCAGCACGGGGCUCUGUGUGGCCCUAUUGACCUUGCAUGGACAGCAGCUGAUCCCGACCCCCAACCCCACAGUGACAGAGACCUCAUCGGCCGCCACAGUCUCUCACAUAGCACCAUGCGUUGCCGAUGAAAUUUCUGCUCUGUUGCGUGAAGCUGUCGGGAGUCACGGUGAACUUGCUAAGCGCAGUCGUACUCAGUUUGGAAUCUGCACUGUUUCCAAUGGCUCAUCAGGCUCGGUCUUGUUACAGCUGGCAAAGGAAACAAGCAGGUACCAGACACACAUAUUGGAGGCGCUGCAUCCAAUUGCAGCAGUGCUCAUACCAAACGAAGACGAGAGAGGACCGCUCAUGUUGACCUUUGACCUCCCGCAGUCUCUUUUGCUCAGGCGCAGCCCUGUGCUUCUCCUAACGUUUGAAAGCCCCCCCAACAGGGGAAACCUGGACGUCACUUUCACCAGUAAAUCACUGCAUCCUCACGAUCAGACUGCGUGCAUCUCGGGAGAAACGUGCUACAUAAUGCUGACAGGAAAAACAUCAGAGAGCAACAUUUCCCAGAAAUGGAAGAUUUCUGUUGAGACAAAAUCCCCCGAUAUGAACCAAAGGCUAAAAAGGAUUCUCACUGAUGGAAGAUCAGGAACUAACAUCAGCGUAGUUCCGCUUCUCCUUUUCUCUUUGGAAAGAGUAACCAGUACAAGAUAUCAUCAAAAUUCAUCCAUGGCCUCCUCCCAGACCUCCUUCCUAUGUGAGCUGAAGCGCUUCCUGGGUGACAUCCUGCCUCAGGACCACCAUAAGUUCACUCCCCUCAAGCUGGACUCCUUACAGUCCCUGCCCUCUCUGACACUGGGCCUGUCCUCCAGUGACACCAUGUUGGCUGGACUGAUCAACUCCUCUUCCAUCACUAUCUUCUCCUUCAGUAGCUGGGCCUCUAUGUUUCCAGUGCAUCGUGGGGAAUUGUCUCUUUCCGCCGAGCUGCUGGAGGAGCUCAGGCAAAGGUUGGAGGUGGAGGUGGUGAAGAUAACGACUGUGAUGCGGGAGGAGCAAGUGGGCCAAAGAGCCAAUGACAGGCUGGGAAGGCUCAGGGAGCUCAGUGCAUUUCCAGUGAAGGAACCGGCAGCAGGAGUGAACCAGUACCGGGCCUUUCUUCUGCUGAAGGCCCUGCAGAUGGUGAGCCAUGCCUACGCGAUGCAGAGAGGACUGCGUACCAACAGAGCCAGCUCUAACUACCAAGAGAGUGAUCCCAAAUGCAGACUCAAGAGCCUCAGCGUGAACCCAGACAAUAGUUACGACCUUCCAAACACUGUCAAAAUCAACAACUGUCACGGCACUUGUGCAUUCCCCCUGACCAACGGCACCAACCACGCCGUCUUGCUCAUGUUGCAUGUGGAGAAUGGCGACAGAGACAAUCGGAUGCCGUGCUGUGUGCCCGUGGCCUAUGAAGACUUGGCGGUGGUGAGGGUGAACGAGAAUGAGACUUACAUCUCCAUUAAACCAGAUAUGGUGGCCAAGGAGUGUGGAUGCCGCUAAAAAUUUAGUUAAAUGAUGUUUAACAUUAUACACUGAGACAGUUCAAUGUAAUUGUUACUGUCAUAUAUAUAUUCACACAGUAUUACUUCACUAGUAGUAUGUAUGUAUGUUAAUUCAGAGGUCUCUUCAGGCCUUAUACUUAAAACUAUUGUAGAGGAAAAAUGGUUUCCAUAUUCCAACAUAUAUUCAUGUUAUAAUCAUCUCGAUGUAAUAUUUUGAGUACGGAUUGAGCUAUAGAUAUAUCCAUUUAGGUAAUCAUUUUCCAGUGAGAGAGCUAAACCAAGCCGCAAUGAGAGUGAAGGCAAGACAAGUAAGAUUAAGAUAAGUAGAGAAAAGGAGAAGAGAGGUCUGCGUCUUAGGCGCACUGAGGAAUUGUAUCUGUUUCAACUUGGCUCCAUGCUUUUUAUAAAUGUCCUGUUCAAUGAUUGUACACCGGUGUCGAGUAAAAGUUUUCUAACAGAUAGACAGUCCAUCAUCAACAUGCCUGAAAGGGGGGGCUAGUAUCAGAAUCGAAAUCUAUCAGACAAUCAUUUACAAUUAAAUUAACAAUAGAAUAUAAAAAACAUACAAUAAAAAAGAAAGAUAAAAGAAUAUACUAUA
This is a messenger RNA of Gasterosteus aculeatus aculeatus (three-spined stickleback), 2499 nucleotides long. RefSeq lists its product as uncharacterized. Gene Ontology annotation, biological process: gonad development. NCBI's taxonomy places the organism in Eukaryota, Metazoa, Chordata, Actinopteri, Perciformes, Gasterosteidae. The record is from RefSeq and is a predicted model, not a curated record. Gene Ontology annotation, molecular function: growth factor activity.